AUUCCAUUUUAUCCCAGUACAGUCAAUAACCACUAGCACAGAAGACCGGCGGCAUUUGGUGGACCGGAGUCGCAUUUUUAAACCGGCAGAAGUCCAGUACCCGUGAAUCGUGAUGGCUAUCCCUACACCACCGUCGAGCUCCGCCGCUUCCGGCAGUUAUCAGAACCGUAAGAGGUCAUUAGGUUUCUUUGCAAACGCAAUGAAGAGGAAAGAUAGCUUUAUACAAUUCUUGGCCAUGACUGGAAUCCUUCUUCUGAGUGUGAGAUCGCUUGGGCAGAAGUACCGCAUAAAUGAUCUCAUGGAGGAUAACGUUGCCCUCAAGGAAGAACAAGAAGGCCUUGUUCACCGAAUGAACCAUAUCAAGCAAAGUCUACUUGCUGAAGCUGCUGUUGAGCCUACCGGUGCCUUUGCUUCCCGCCUUCGCCGCCUCUUUGGUGAUGACAGCUGAAACACAUGGGUUCACCCUAUAGAUAUGCAGACUCCUCCCUAUCUAUCUGCUUUGGCUGGGGCUUCUUGCAUGCUGAUGCUUUUGGUUCUGGUGGAAAUUAAUCUCCUGUAUCCAAGUUCGAGGUUAACACGAAAGUUGGAUAAGAUGUUGCCAAAAAACUUUUCUAACACUAGGCUUCACUAGUUUUGAAUUGAUCAUGGAGAGUGGCAACAUUUGUAGGGCUAUUAUGAAUUCCACUUAAUUUAAUAUGUGGAAGAAGUUGGGAAUAGCAUGACUGAAUUAAAGGAGGUGGAGCAUUUGUCAAUGAAACAGGUUUAUUUGAAGCUUAGGGGUGACUUUCAGAAGGUUGAAUGGAGAAGUUUGGUGUGUAAAAACUUGGGUUCACCUCGAUGGAUAUUCACCUUGAGAUUGGCUUCGUACAAAUUAUACACCAGGGAUCGAUUUCUAAAAUGGGCAAUGGUUGUGGAUCCUAGCUGCCCUUUGUGUACUAUGGCUGAUGAAAUCCACUCUCACCUCUUCUUUGCUUGCUCAGUAUCUGCUCAUGUGUGGCAAAAACUUCUCAACUGGUUUGUAAAAUCUCGGGUUCCUGGAGAGUGGGACUUUGAACUACCAUGGGCUACAACAUAUGCUAAGUAUAAGAGUAGUCGAGCUGAAGUUUACAGGAUGCUACUUGCUGCUGCAAUUUACCACCUGUGGAGGGAAAGGAACAGGGGUGAAUUUAGAGGUAAAUUACGGGGCACGUGAACCCGUGUUCUCUCUGUAAAAUUAGGUAUUUAUGUAUAUAUUUUCUAAAAUUGGUAUAAUAUUAGCUCUGGGCGCCCAUGCUUCAAGAAGUCUAAAUAGUGCACUUGGUUGAAUGUUAAGUUAUUUACCUAGAGGUCUAGCUAUCAAUUUUCACUUGAUACAAUUUUCUUCUUUUUUUAAUGGUACACCCAUGCUCUAGAAAUCCUAGAUUCGCCUCUAGAAAGGAGCAUUAAAGUCUUCCAGCAACAACAAAUAACAGUGGAGCAACUCACAAAGCUAAUUAUUCUGGAGGUCCAUACUAGAGGUAGAUGUCAUGCUAAGGUAGCUAGUUGGUUAGAGAAUCGUAAUUUUUAUCGUACUUAGGAGGGCAAGAAGUUCAUGAAAAUGUUUGUGUGUUUGAGGUAGUUGUCUUUGUUGCUCUGGGGCUAGAAAGGGUUGCGUAGCUUACUGAAGUGCUGGGGCUUACUGUCCAGUACUCAGUUUUUUU
Messenger RNA from Solanum dulcamara, 1679 nucleotides. RefSeq lists its product as uncharacterized. The record is from RefSeq and is a predicted model, not a curated record. NCBI's taxonomy places the organism in Eukaryota, Viridiplantae, Streptophyta, Magnoliopsida, Solanales, Solanaceae. Bases 113 to 448 code for a protein of 111 amino acids. The transcript has 2 exons.